Molecule: messenger RNA, 1931 nt
Organism: Neoarius graeffei (lesser salmon catfish)
Lineage: Eukaryota; Metazoa; Chordata; Actinopteri; Siluriformes; Ariidae
Gene: tomm40
Product: translocase of outer mitochondrial membrane 40 homolog (yeast)
Exons: 10
Coding region: 86-1117 (343 amino acids)
Biological process (GO): protein import into mitochondrial matrix
Cellular component (GO): mitochondrial outer membrane translocase complex; mitochondrial outer membrane
Molecular function (GO): transmembrane protein transporter activity
Source: RefSeq, a predicted model, not a curated record
GCGGGCCAAGACGUUGGUCUUGUAGGUUGUCCCAUACAUUCUACCGGUGCUUCAUAGCCCUGUAAUUGGACUGCAUUGCACAACUAUGGGCAGUGUGUUGGCUGCCACGUCCCCAAACCCCCCUGCUUCAGGCAGUGGGAGCAGCAGCAGCAGCUCUCAAGGGGGUCCAGGCCUGAUGGUGCCUCCUGGCUUCACCAUGCCCACCAUGCCAUCAUCUGUGGGCACCGGUGCACAGGCUGGCACAGACACAGAGUCCUCUCUCACCAACCCAGGCACAUUUGAAGAGUGCCAUCGGAAAUGCAAAGAGGUCUUCCCAUUGCAGAUGGAGGGUGUGCGACUGGUGGUCAACAAGGGUUUAAGUAAUCACUUCCAGGUGAGCCACACGAUUACACUGAGUACCAUGGGAGAAUCCGGUUACAGGUUUGCAGCCACAUAUGUUGGGAGCAAGCAGACGGGACCUACUGAGUCAUUUCCAGUAAUGGUUGGUGACAUGGAUAACACGGGCAGUCUCAAUGCACAGUUUAUCCACCAACUGACCACACACGUACGCUCCAAAGUGGCUCUGCAGACACAGCAACAUAAGUUUGUGAACUGGCAGUGUGACACAGAGUACCGUGGAGAUGACUUCACUGCUGCUAUAACACUGGGCAAUCCAGAUGUUCUUGUUGGAUCUGGGAUUUUAGUGGCUCAUUACCUUCAGUCUCUGUCGCCUGCCUUGGCUUUGGGGGGUGAGCUGGUGUACCACAAGAGACCUGGAGAGGAGGGCACAGUCACCUCGUUCAUGGGCAGAUACACAGGCACCAAUUACGUGGCCACACUGACAGUUGGAGGAGCAGGUGCUCAUGCAUCAUACUACCACAAAGCCAAUGAUCAGUUGCAAGUUGGAGUGGAGUUUGAGGCGAGCACACGCAUGCAAGACACAAGUGUGACUUUUGGCUAUCAGGUGGACCUGCCCAAAGCUAAUCUUCAGUUUAAAGGUUCAUUAGACAGUAACUGGGUGGUAGGGGCUACGCUGGAGAAGAAACUGCUGCCACUCCCGUUGUCUCUAGCUCUCGGCGCCUUCCUGAACCAUCGCAAAAACAAGUUUCAAUGCGGUUUUGGAGUUACUAUUGGUUAGACUUGCACCAGGAGCAACAAAUUGCAGCAGAUCUGCAUUUCAAGCAGACGUGAACUGGUGCAGAGAGACAGGGGGACAUGGACCAACAACCAGAUGGACUCAGAUUCUCCCACAAGCACUGCGGAGUACACAUAUGGACUACACAUGAGGACUACAAUAAAUCAGGCUAAAGUGACCGGCGUUUCAUAUUUGCCGAUCUACUUCAUGUGAAAAGAAACGGAUCAUGAUCAGACAACAUUAAAAUAUUUAGAAAAAAAAGUUUCAUGUUUACUCCUAAAAAGGUGCCUCUAGGUUACAUAAUGAUGCAGUUUUUAUGUGCGUCCCUGAUGAUUUCUAAAGUUUGUUAGGCUCGAGAUGUGCAUUUCAUCUGUGACACACGUGAAAAGGAAGCAUUUAAUCUGUCAGCCUUUGGACUUUAUGUUCAAAAUAAGAUUUAAUCCCUACAUUUUAUUAAAACUGACAAUUUACUCUCUGUCCCAGGCAAGCUCAGUGAUCAGGUGCACAAUAAAAGCAGAGAGUAAGCCAGCCAGCUCAAUCUCUCUAAUCUCCAAGUCGUAGUACACUGUACUAUAAUAUGCCAUGACAGGUUCCGUGUCCCUUUGUCUCUGACUUGACAAAACUGUCAGAGCUUGGACCGGCCUUGGGACAAAUUUAUAUGCUGGGUUCAUAUUCAUGAUCAUGCAAGUAUUUUUCAAUACCAGGUCAAAUCAGGAAUUCCUUUUUAAUGUUGAAUUUCUUGUAAUUGCUGUAAAUCAUUACGAGGGGCUGGAAGGACAGGAAGAAGAAAAAAAUAAAAUCUGCUUUGGUCAUUUCA